GCCCGGCCCCCCCUGCAUAGCCCGCCCGGCCCCGCCAUGCUGGUGCCCGUGUUCACGCUGAAGCUCAGCCACAAGAUCCUGCCCCGCAUGGUGGCGCUGGGCCGGUACGAUGGGACGCACCCCUGCCUGGCGGCCGCCACGCAAGCGGGCAAGGUUUUUAUUCAUAAUCCUCAUGCCCGUGGGCAGAGAACAAGCACAAACCGAAUGGUGCAAAGUAAUCAAGACUCGGACAUUUCCCUUCUCAACAUUAAUCAAGCAAUCAGUUGUCUUGCUUCAGGAGUGCUGAACCCUCAGCUUGGUUAUGAUUGUCUUCUGGUUGGAACACAGACUAAUUUGUUGGCUUAUGAUGUAUAUAACAACUCAGAUUUGUUUUACAGAGAGGUUUCAGAUGGAGCCAAUGCAAUAGUCCUUGGGAAUCUGGGAGAUAUUUCUUCUCCACUUGCUAUUAUUGGUGGAAACUGUGCCCUGCAGGGCUUUGAUUAUGAAGGAAACGACCUUUUUUGGACAGUUACUGGAGACAACGUUCGUUCAUUAGCACUGUGUGAUUUUGAUGGUGAUGGCAAAACUGAGCUUCUUGUUGGCUCUGAAGAUUUUGACAUCCGGGUGUUCAAACAAGAUGAGAUCAUGGCAGAAAUGUCAGAGACAGAGACUGUUACUGCACUUAACCCCAUGUGUGGCAGUCGAUUUGGUUAUGCUCUUUCUAAUGGAACAGUUGGAGUUUAUGAGAAGACAAACCGUUACUGGAGGAUUAAGUCUAAAAACCAAGCGAUUAGCAUACAUGCAUUUGACCUGAACUCAGAUGGUGUAUCUGAGUUGAUCACUGGCUGGUCCAAUGGGAAGGUUGAUGCACGCAAUGACCGAACUGGGGAGGUCAUCUUUAAGGACAACUUUGCUUCCUCAAUUGCAGGAGUGGUGGAGGGGGAUUACAGAAUGGAUGGGAGCAACCAGUUAAUCUGCUGUUCAGUUGAUGGUGAAAUCCGAGGCUAUCUGCCAGGAAGUGAGGAGAUGAAAGGAAACCUAAUGGAUACAAGUGCUGAGCAGGAUCUGAUCCGAGAACUUAGUCAAAAGAAACAAAACCUGCUGCUGGAAUUAAGAAAUUAUGAGGAAAGUGCAAAGGCUGAACUGAACAGUGUGAAUAUAGAUGGGCAGAGAGGUGUGAUUCCAGCAAAUACCCAACUCCAGACAGCCCUCUUGGUUAAUCUGGGCUCUGACAGCCGGUCUGCCCAUGUGGAGCUAUGUAUUUCUACCACAAAUGACACAAUCAUCCGUGCUGUGCUGAUCUUUGCUGAGGGCAUAUUUGAAGGAGAGAGCCAUGUGGUACACCCCAGUCCCCAGAAUCUCUCAGGCUGUAUUCGUGUUCCCCUUACACCAGCCAAGGAUGUUCCUGUGGAUUUGCACAUCAAAGCCUUUGUGGGUUACAGGAACAGCACACAGUUCCAUGUAUUUGAGUUGACAAGACAGCUUCCCCGCUUCUCAAUGUAUGCCCUGAGCAGCCCGGACUCCACCGCAGAGCCCCUGAGCUUUGUUAACUGCACAAUGAACGAGAGGCCACAAAGGAUUGUUACUUGGCUGAAUCAGAGCUUCUUGCUACCAGAGGAUGUGGAAUUUCAGAGCGUUCCCUUUCAGGUUUGCUUCACUUCCCUUCGUAAUGCAGGCCAGCUCUGCAUCAAAAUCAAGCCUGGCGGAGAGAUUUCCAUCAAUACGGAUGAUAUUGAUCUAGCUGGUGAUAUUAUCCAGUCCAUGGCCUCCUUUCUGGCCGUUGAAGAUCUGCAGGUGGAAGCAGAUUUCCCUGCCUACUUUGAGGAACUGCGAAAGGUGUUGGUCAAGGUGGAUGAACACCAUGCUGUGAAUCAGAGGCUCACUGCCGACAUGGCUGAACACUCCAGACUCAUCCGCAGCAUGCUGCUUCAAGCAGAAGAUGCACGAUGCCACGGGGACAUGAAGAACAUGAAGACACGUUACAUCGAGCUGUAUGAUCUUAACAGAGAUUUAAUAAGUCAAUACAAAAUACGUUGCAACAAUCACACAGAGCUAUUGAAUAACCUGAAAGCUGUGAAUCAGGCAAUCCAGAGGGCUGGGCAGUUACGUGUUGGCAAACCUAAAGCACAAGUGAUCAGUGCUUGUCGGGAUGCAAUAAGAAGCAACAACUUUCAUACACUGUUCAGGAUAAUGCGUGUGGGAGCAGCCCCUUCGUGAAAAGAGGAGCAGCAGUUGCACAGAGGCAGCGUUUGCAGGCAGAUAACAAACCAGGAACAACAAGCAGUUAAUUCAGUCCCCUGCUCUCUAGCAUGAAGUCAUUGCAAAGGUAGCAUUGUAGUUAAGCUGUCAGGUGCAAUGUUAUUACGGAGGUCAAAGCUUCAUGAAGGAAGCAUUAGUUUUAAGUGUAGAUGUGAUAUUUAUGCAAGACAGGUAUAACUUCAGAACAGUUAUUUUUCUUACAGUAACUUAUUUAUGUAUUUUAAUAUAUUUUGUAGUUAAGGCAUUACCCUUUUUCCAUUAAAACACAGACUGGUUUGAUAUCUUUUGUUCUGAUUUAGCUGGGAGAGAUGCAUGUGAUUUAUUUGCUGGAAAAACCCAAGCAUUUCUGGUUUUGCUGUAUGGUCUCUGCACGCUAAGCAUGUAAACACUCUGUGCUGGAGAGUCCUGCAUGUCAUUGCAAGGAAGUGCUGUUUUCUGUGUAAAUUUUAAUGCAAUGCACUAGAAGCACCAAAGAGUAACACCUCCUUGCUGGCUUUUAAGCCAGGUCUUUGAAAGCCGUCUGGUUCCACACAGGUAAGAAGAAGUCUGUUUCAUAUCCAGCACUCUCCAUACACCUGGCUUGCAGGAAGUUUUACUUCAGCUACUGUUUUUGUGCUACUGUUGGGAAAAAAAAGCCCUGCAUAUACUGAGGUGGGUGAGGGUGCGUUUCAGGAGCAACAAACCAAACUACACACCGAAGCUUGGUGCAUACUUCCGAAGAGCUGCCAAGUACAUAAUGGGGAAGGUAUUGAAAAUUGUCUUGGCUCCUGGCCCAAACCUGUUUAUUACUUGUGGGAUCUCUUAGAAUUGGAUUACAACAUUACAGUAAGGCGCUUAAAGAUUUUUUAGAAUCUUUGCCAAAGUAACUUUCUUCCAGAGGCUAAAAAUAUCUUGCACUGGGUGGAGGUUGGGCCCCAGUGCUCCUCGUUCCUGCACCAUUCAUCACAUCUGUUGCUGUAUGGGUCGGUGUUUGUGAUUUGGGCAUGGAAGAGGCAGUCCUCCUCUCUGAAGUUCUGGGGUAGCUUCUUGGGGCUGUCAGGAAUAUGUGCAUCCUGUAUCUGGUCUCUUGCCACUACCAAAUUCAAGCCAGCAGCCCACUAUUUGUUACAGAGCCACCUGUGAGCACGCAACCAGCUGGAUGGGGAGUGCAAAUCUUGCAGGGUGUUUUAACCCCUAAAGUG
Molecule: messenger RNA, 3419 nt
Organism: Neopsephotus bourkii (Bourke's parrot)
Lineage: Eukaryota; Metazoa; Chordata; Aves; Psittaciformes; Psittacidae
Gene: BBS2
Product: Bardet-Biedl syndrome 2
Exons: 17
Coding region: 37-2196 (719 amino acids)
Biological process (GO): non-motile cilium assembly
Cellular component (GO): BBSome; ciliary basal body; membrane
Molecular function (GO): protein binding
Source: RefSeq, a predicted model, not a curated record